This is a messenger RNA of Pomacea canaliculata, 1698 nucleotides long. RefSeq names its product arylsulfatase I-like. Lineage: Eukaryota; Metazoa; Mollusca; Gastropoda; Architaenioglossa; Ampullariidae. The transcript has 7 exons. The coding region runs from base 395 to 1450 and encodes 351 amino acids. The record is from RefSeq and is a predicted model, not a curated record.
ACCUCUUUCAUUAAAUUCGUCUUGAAUGUUCCCUUGGAAUGUAUUGCCUGUACCACGUGCAACAACAAUCACACUUACGAUGAAAUGAAAUUUGCAGAAUAAGGAAUAUUUCUCAGCAGCCUUUUCAAAUAGUCUAGGCCACCGUAGGGAGACCAAAACCACAAAAAGGAACAGUUCUACAUAUGCUCUCAAAUUAGCUAUGAAGGGCAGGGAAGUAUAUGAAAAUGCAAAUAUUCAACUUUCUUUUCUUGUCGUCCUUAUGAAAGUCUCAUAAUGAAAUACACGUAGUGUAGAAAAACCUAGUAGGAUAGUCAAUAAACGUAAACUCAAUUAAUCACGUGGCUGAGCCGAUUGCUUGUAACACGUGUCUCCUUUUGUCCUGCUUUGAUUUAAAAUGACUGCCCUCCAGCCAUCUACGAUCACAUUCACCAGGGAGCUCAAACUACAACCAGAAUUUUUGAGCUUUCUUGAAAGCAUCAUGUUUCAAACACCAAAAGUCUGGCUUCCAUUAGCAGUUAUAGCCUGCUAUGCUAUCGCCUGGGCUUCGUCGACGGAUAAGCCGAACAUAUUCUUGGUCCUGAUUGACGAUCAGGGCCACAAUGAGCGCAGCUCAAGCAACCCCGAGUUUCGAACACCAACGAUGGACAAGCUGGCCUCAGAGGGUGUGAUUCUAGACCAGAUGUACACACAACCAUCUUGCACCAUGUCCCGCGCCGCCCUGUUGAGUGGACGCUCGCCUCACACCAUGGGCAUCGAGAACGCCUUUGAUGCCCACGAUAACAGGUCUUUACCUCUAAAUACCAAGACAGUGGCACAGUACCUCAAAAUUCGUGGGUACCAGACAUAUAUGAUUGGUAAGUGGCAUCUUGGUAUGUGCUCCCGGAGCAUGACGCCAACCAGACGAGGGUUUGAUAGUUUCUCUGGCUGUCUCCAUGGCAACAGCGAUCAUUUCUUCAAAUUUCCCCAAAACCCUUGGGAUUUUUGGACCAACGAAACUCUCGAUCGUUCAGUGAGAAAACAAUACGACACUGAGGUUCUUACACAACGAGCUAUUGAUGUAAUCAAGAAACACAAAGAGAGCGGCACAGAUGAGCCGAUGUUUGUUUACUUGGCUUACAAGGCCAUACACAGCCCCAUAAAGGUACCAGCGUACCUGAGCAACAGGUGUUCCCACAUCAAGAACACCCUGAUCAGAGACCGCUGUGGCACCAUGGCUGGGGUGGACGACGGCAUCAAGAACAUCACCGACACCUUGGAAAGGCUCGGGUACAUGGAUCAACCACUGAUGCUUAUGGUCAUGAGCGACAACGGCGGCGCUGCACCCGAAGGUGCAAGCAACUGGCCGUUGAGAGGAAAGAAAGCCACGCCGUUUGAGGGCGGCACCAGGGUCCCGGCGUUCAUGUACAGUAAACACUGUUGCCUAAUUCUCCACGGACUUACAAGGGUCUGAUUCACAUCACGGACAUUCCUGUUACUAUCCUCAGCAUGGCCAGCAACUCCACCACCUCAGAGUUCAUGACCAACGUAGAUGGCAUAGACCAGUGGCAAGCAAUAAAGGAGAACGGGCCGAGCAAAAGGGAAAAAAUGGUGUAUGAGAUGUGGGAUGAUGAGGCAGGUGUACGUGUCGGCCAGUACAAGCUCGUGUAUCACAAGAAAGGUCCGUGUUCCGGGUGGUACAACCCCCCUACAGGCGUUAAA